AAUGAUUCAUUAGAUAUGUUUCUAGCAAUGCUGUCCUCAGGUGUUACUGAACCAGCAAAUCAAGUUAAUGUAUUUAGUAAGUCUGUUAAAGAAGAAAAAAUGAAGCAGGUAUCCUGUAGACCAACAUUAGAACAACCAAAACAACCUACCUGUAAUAAAAUGACUACCGUUAAACAAAAUAGAUUGGUAUCUGUACAAUUAUCAGGUCCUUUUGAGGAAAUUUACAAAGAGAUGGAAACAUUUGCAAAACCUUAUAUCAGUCUUUUGAAACUUCGACGCGAUUUGCCAAGAUCCUUUGAAUUGAAGACAACAACAUCGGAUUCAACAAGAUUUUUACUCAAACAAAAGGAAAAACAGCUUCUUGACACAAGUUCUGAAAAAGAUGAGAGCUACAAAGCUCUGUUAGUUGUUCACUGCAUUAAAAUUGCAAGUGAUAAUGUUCUUCAUGCUUGUUUAGAAUCAGCUAUAUCUCAUCUUAGUUUCAUACAAGAUAAAAAUAAUAUCAUAUUGGGAUCAUGUCUUAAUGACCUGAGACAAAGAUUGUUUCAUCAGCAAUACAGAUUUCAAAACAAUAAUACAGUCCAUCCAAAGAUAUUGGCAGUGUGUCGUGAAGCUAAUGGUAUAAUACAAACUAAAACAGAUGAUAAGGUACUACUAGUUAUUGUUAAAAGGCCAGUAUUAAGUUUAAUGACAUUAUUGAAGGAUAAUUUAGCAGCUAAUGGUACAAUAAGACCAUAUAUAGUUACAGACAAUGAUGAUUGGACCUGUCUACGGAACAGCACUAAUAACUGUUUGAUAACUUCCCAGAAGAAAUUACAAGAUAUAGAUUUAUCUGAUGUAGAAUGUUUAUUUGAAUAUGAAAGUUCAAAUGAAUCUAUAUUAAAAGCAAUAUGUGAAAAUCAAGAAACCAACUUUAUAGGAUUUACUAUUCAAAAUUUCCAUAAUAUUCCUCCAAUUAAUGAUAUGACCAAAACUAAACAAGAUCCAGAUAAUAUUAGAGAUGUUUACAAACACUUCCAACCAAUAACUGUUAUUGGUUCCACAAGUCUCACACAACAUGAAGAUAUUCUACAUAUAUUAGAAUCAAAGUAUAAUAUAUCAGUGAUAGAACGAGAUUACAGUGUCAUUCAAGAAUUAAAGAGCACAUCAUUUGCUGAUAUUGUUUUAGAUCAAAAUCAAGCUAUAUUACUUAAAGAUUUACUACAUUUAACAGAGGAGAGUAAUAUAGAACUGGUCACAAGACAACUGGCUUCAUUUGCUCUCAAAUACAAAAAAUGUUGGAUCAUACUUUUUAUGUUUGAUAAUACAAAAGGUUAUCCCCUGUCAUCACAAGUUUUGUCUAACCUGUUCAAGCUAGAAGCUGCAUUAGCCAAUAUGUCACGUAAAGGACAGCAAGAUGUAGCAUUCAAGGUAAAACAAAUUAAAAAAACCCAUAAAUCCUGAUUGAAAGCCGAACAUAAUUUUGUACUGUGCCUCCUUAAACAUCUGGAUACAUUUGAAAUUCCAUAGGCUACAAGCAAGGGGCACAUAAUUAUCUGAUAUUUUUUAAGUUUGAUAGGAUUCUUCAUCUUGCGAAUCUAACCAGUACAUAUCAAAUUUAGAUGAGGGCAAUAAAGUAUUUAUGGUUCAGGUGCAGUAUUCUGAAUAUAUGAAAUGACAGUCCAAGUUGUACAUGAUACAUCAAAACAGUAUUAUGUGGGAGUUUAUAAAUCUAUGGUAGAGGAUUUAUAUUUUCAAAGUAUGUUUAUUGACAAUAUAGUAGAACAUGUAGAUAGUGAAGUACCAAAAUGAUCCUUUCAAUAGAUUAUAUCAUUUCUACAAGAUAAAAUGGACAGAAAGACAGUAAAUUUGUGUCACCUUUGUACUUCAUACCUUAAUCAUAACGUAUACAUUACAAGGUACUACUGUGUCAUCAGAAAGAAGAUAUAUGUUGUAUAGUUAGAGAAAUAUGUGAUAUGGUUUGUCAAAGUACUCUUCAUGAAAAUUUAGAAAGACCAUGGUUAGCACAAACAAUGAGUAAGGAAGAGAAGAUGCUAUUGUGUAUACCUUGUUUAAACUCCUUUAGUUCCCAGCUAUUACUGAAAAAAGCCAGUUUGAAAGAAAUUAUAACCAUGUCACUGGAAGAUUUACAUCAUUUGUUUCCAGAAAUUCCAUAUAAAGUUCUUGAGGCUUUUUAUAAAGUAUUUAACAAUGAUAAUGGUCUACAACUCCAACCUACUCCUUCAUCACAGCAACUUUCAGAAAGUGAUGAAUAUCAUAUAAUACACAACGGUCUAGAAAGUCCUGAUAUGUAUAGUGAACCACAAUUAAAAAACAGAGAUGAACAAAAUGGAAGUAGAUUCACCUCCAUGCAUAAUACUGACAACACUCAAAAACGGAUAAAUAAUUGUGACUCGCCCCCUAAACUAAAUUAUCGUGAGAAUGUUUACAGUGGUCAGUUAAUUAGUAAACGGUCAUUUAGUGAAGACUUUUUAGUGGAUUUAACAAGUGAAUCUCAAAAUAGUAGUGUUAGUGACUCACAGGACAUGUCUGAUAAUCCAAACCAAUAUGUUGUUGCUGAACUAGAAGGAAGAGAAUUUUAUAAUAAGCUAGCAGAUAAUAAUUCAAAGUCAAGUGAAUGGCUGAACACUAAAAGUGAUAUGUAUACUGUUCAAUGUAACAUACCAAUUUCAGAGAAAAAUUGUAAAUUAAAAAAAUUCCACUACCUAAAAAAUGAUACACAAUCCAAAUAUGCUACAACGUAUGCUAGUUAUUCAGAACCAGAAUUAAGAAAUUUGGAUAGAGAACUGGAUAAAAACAUUCAUACUCAUGAUAUUGGUUUUAAUAAAUAUCAAAGUGAGGAAUCAUCAAGUUACACAAAGAUACCACACAGUUUUCAGGAAAGACAAAUAUCUUCACGGAAACAGCCUUAUUUUCCACACUUAUCUCAAGCCUGGUCAAAUUUAUCAGACUAUCAUUCAGCCAUCAAUACCUACAGACAAACAAGUCAAAGAAGCCCAGAAAAGGCAUUUCCCUCUAAAACAUGUAUACCGAUAGAAUCAAAUCAAACUGUAAAAAGACUACAAGAGAGAAAUGCUAUUGAUAUAUCAGGCAUCUCAAUUCGUGAUAAAAUACAGGUUUAUGAAAACAAUGACAAUAGGCAAUUUGAUGAUAGCGUGUCUCCAUCACUGAAAUCCCAAAGAAAUAGUGCUCGACAAUCCUGUUGCUUUAGCCCAAAUGCUUCAUCUUCAAGAAAGAUUGCAAGAUUUAGUGCUGACCUAACAUCAACAACUCGUAAUUUACUACGCCGGCCAGUUUUACAUGAGACACUGCAAAAUAAUUUACUUCAUCCAUCUGUACAGAGAGUAAGUGUUGGUCUAGCUCAACCACUCAGGCGUGUCACUGAAAAUCAAGAGACCAGUAAUGAUACCAAAAAUUUAUUAUUAAAUGGAAAACAAAAUGAUACAAUAAACAGUAACCAACGAAAAAGAACAGAUGUGCCAUUUUUAAAUAAUAGAAAAGAUACAAUUAUGGACAAACCAAAUAACCAUGGAAAUAUGUCUUUGUUUUCAAGUAACAGGACAGAUAUACAUUUACCGUAUAACAGAGACAUGCAAGGACCAAAUGAUAAAGACGAUCUGUAUUCUGCAAUUCACCAAAGAAAUAUUUCAAAUAAAAGUUAUGUAACUGAUUACUCUCCGCCAAUGGACUUAGCCUGCUUUUCUCCAACAACAGAAGAUCAAAUGUCAAGAAUGUUUUCAGAACAGAAUUACAGUCACAGAUCCAGGACAAAUAUCCCCACUGUUGAUGAGACUAGAGUACACCAUGUAUCAGGAGAGAACAGUAUGUCUAAUAUAAAACGCAGUAAACUAUCAUACAAACCUAUACCAGGCAGAAAGGGUGGACAGACUGUUUUAUCAUUUAACUAAUUCAUUUGUUAUCAUUAUGUUAGAUAAAAACCUUAUUGAUUACUACUGUAAUAAGUAUAUGAUGGGUAAACUAUGAGGAAACCUAAGCCAUUCUUCUCAUUAUGAAGGGAGCUGCAGUGGCUCAGUAAGACGUUGCUCACCAACCAGAAAAUAGAAAAAGUUCAUCUGGGUUUUCUGGCAUGGUUUCUCCUAAUCAGUGGUGCAAGACAAGGGGGUGGGUGAAAGGAACCAUGUCGAGUCAUUGAGAUGGGACAAAAAACCAAGUCCUGUGUGAGAAAUAAGAGUACCACUGUCCAGGCAACAUUUACCUCAUUGUAGCACACUGCAUGGCAUAUGGCCGUCUUCAUUAGCCCAGUAGGAUGUUUCCUCAUAAAAAAGAAAAGUUCAAAAUGACCAUCUUGCCAACAUGAACUGAUGCAUAUGACCAUCUAAUUGUCAACAUAAACUUUUGGCAUAUGAUCUUAUUUCAAGAAUGGCACGAAAUUGUUUGUACCGAAAUAAGGGACUUUUCUUUUACACAAAAUAUACAAAUGAGGUAUGCACCUCAAUAUUUCACUUAUUUUAUAUUUUCCAACACCGAAUAGUUUAAAGAUCUUAUAAUUUUAUUGUCAUCAUUUCCAUAUGUUGUGAUUAAUCUAAUGCUUGGAAAUAUCUUAUUUCAUUUAUAAACCAGUAUUUAUUACCGGUAUGUUAGAUUCAUGGUGUCCUUGUUAAAUCAGGCAUUUUUAAAUGGUUUUUGACUGUUUUCAAUUUCCAUACAUGUGAGAGUUGUUACAAUGUUAAUUAUUUAAAUGUUUACAGAAUAAAAUUUGUUCAAAUGAUUUUUAUUUUCAAGGGAAUGAUGUAAUGAAACUUAUACAUCAUUCUCACUUAAUUAGAAUUAAAGAUAUGUUCCAAAGCACCGAUAAAUAAAAUUGCUGAUCUCUGCUUAGCCUAUGCAUCUACAUAAGCAUCUACACCAAGUUUGAACAUUUUACCUCUAUUAGAACCAGAGUUGCUGUGUUCCAAACAUUGUCGGAUAGCUGCUUUACCCAACAAACAUACAUUGUGUUUCCCAAAGUCUUGGCCAAUCAGAUUGCUUAUCUCCGAAAUUCACCUAAUGAACAUAUACACCAAGUCUGUACAUUCUACAUUGUUAGAAGCAGAGUUAUUGUAUCCCCAAUAAAAUAAAAUGAGGUUUAAUCAAGACAGGCAUAUGCAUGCAGUAUGAUCUACUCUUAUAGGCCUAUCAUAUUCAAACUCUCCAGUGUGGACUUGGGACCUUGGUAUUUUGUCCCAUCCGAAUGACUUGACAGCUGUCCUUGUCAGGCUAUGACAAGAAGGAUCUACACUGAAAAAUCCAGAGGAAUUUUCUAGGCUAACACAGAGAGUGAACCUCACACCUCCUGGUUUGCGAGCUAGUGUCUUACUCACUGAGCCAUCGUGGCUCCCUCCCCAAUAGUGUGACAUGGACAAACCCAUAUAGUCUCCUACUAUCUUCGAAAGACAGGGGGCAAAAAUGUAGUAUCAUAUUCUAUGUGUUUGUGAACCACAUAUUUUACAUUUGUGCAAAUGAAAUAUGUAUAACCCCUUUAAAGAUGUCUUUAAAAUAUUUCCAUCCCUAGCUAAUAGCAGCUCAAGAUCCAAUCAGAAUGUCUUUAAUUAGCACUGGGGUGGUAUAAUUAUUUUGCCUAGAAUUAUUACUGCAGUUUUGACUCUUUGACAGACAGGUGAAAGACAAAUAGUAAUGAAAAGGGAAUGUUAAGCCAGGUCACCAAAACUAAAACCAGUGUAUCAGUUUGUUCUACAAAACUA
Messenger RNA from Patella vulgata (common limpet), 5702 nucleotides. Its product is annotated as protein shortage in chiasmata 1 ortholog. Lineage: Eukaryota; Metazoa; Mollusca; Gastropoda; Patellidae. Gene Ontology annotation, molecular function: single-stranded DNA binding; ATP hydrolysis activity. The record is from RefSeq and is a predicted model, not a curated record. The transcript is spliced from 15 exons. Gene Ontology annotation, biological process: resolution of meiotic recombination intermediates. Gene Ontology annotation, cellular component: condensed nuclear chromosome. Bases 16 to 1443 code for a protein of 475 amino acids.